CAGAUAUUUUCAAACCACAAAUCUGUUCCUCUCCUCUUGACGGCCUUUUAGAGGUUUCUGGUUCUCAAAAAAUGAACACAAAUCUUAGAGCUGAACUGGACCAUUCCAGCACCACACCAAAGGAUGGAAAAGCUUCAGCCAGUGCUGGAUUUCUUCCUUAAUCACCAGAAACUCCUGGGCUACAGUACAGUGUCUCUGCUGACUGCGGGUAGUGAGCGUGUCUUUUCUGUGGUGGUGUUCCAAUGCCCGUGCAACUCCUGGAAUAUGCUUUAUGGUGGUGUGUUUCUGCUGAUACCUGCACUUAUUCUGUUUCUGCUGGGCUUGCUCCUCAGUGCCCGUUCUUGGAAGGUGCUCACUGGAUGUUGUUCCAAAGGUAGACCAUGUAGAUGUCCUCAUGGGAGUCGCCUCCAGCACCACUUACGAGUGUUGGGGUUUGUAACACUCGGUGCUGCUGUGGCUCCCUUCACGUGGAUUGCUGUGGCCUUACUGGGAGGAAGCUUCUAUGAAUGUACUGCUACUGGGAUCCCCAUCCUACAGAGAUACAUGUGCAAAAGCAAAGGAGAAGAAUGUAUCACAAGUCUGUUAAAAGUGCCCUGUCUCAGCACUUCCUCUCCUGAAGAAAUGGAGAUACUCACAAGCCUUCGAGCUCAAUCACAGGUGUUUGGAUGGAUUUUGAUUGCCAGUGUCUUCACAGUGGCCCUUCUUUCCACCUGCAUUGCUCGCUGCCGUUCUCCAGUCAGUGUUCUUCAGCUUGCAUUCUGGAAAAUAUAUCUGGAGAAGGAGCGACAACUUUUUGAGAACAAGGCCAAAGAACACGCCUCUAAGUUGGCAGACAGGAAUCUUAAAAGUUUCUUUGAGUCCACUGAGCUGGAACCAUUUCAAACUCCAAGCACCAAAGCCUGGGAUAACAUUUCCUCCUUGUUUGCCUUUAAUCCUAAAGGCAAUUACUACAGUAUGAUACAUAAAUAUGUCAGCCAAAAAUCGCAUAGUGAGAGCAUUAAGUCUGCUGAAGGAGAUAUAUAUCCUGCUUGUUUGCAAUUUGUAGAUGGAGCAAAUGCUGAAGUCCAAAUAUUGUAACAACAACAGCAACAACUGUAACCUGAGAAAAUGUCUCAGACCAGACCCUCCCUAGUUCUCACAAAGAUGGAAGGGGAAAACCUAUUCACUUACAAGAUUCUGUUACUGUGACUUUCUAAUAAAACUAGUAUUAGCAUUCCCAAAUUUGGUUUCCUAGUCUGGUCUACGUUGAAGGGCUGAGAGGUAUACAGGCUUGUUAAUAGCGAUACUAUGCAUUAUUUCUUUACUUUACCUUCUUGGAGUGCUCAUGACUCUUAUUGUCAAGUUUUCAUUUAAUAAGAAGCAAAACUGCUUCUGCUUUCUCCUGAAUUUAGUCUCAUGACAUUUCUUCUCCAAAUGUAAUUUUUAUUAAGAAAUUUAAUUACAAUAGUAAAUACCAAUACCAAUUAAACAUAGAGAAA
Python bivittatus (Burmese python) is the source of this 1478-nucleotide messenger RNA. RefSeq names its product calcium homeostasis modulator protein 6. Gene Ontology annotation, cellular component: plasma membrane. Gene Ontology annotation, molecular function: monoatomic cation channel activity. Lineage: Eukaryota; Metazoa; Chordata; Lepidosauria; Squamata; Pythonidae. The record is from RefSeq and is a predicted model, not a curated record.